Molecule: messenger RNA, 2175 nt
Organism: Penicillium longicatenatum
Lineage: Eukaryota; Fungi; Ascomycota; Eurotiomycetes; Eurotiales; Aspergillaceae
Product: putative C6 transcription factor (Leu3)
Exons: 5
Coding region: 1-2175 (724 amino acids)
Biological process (GO): DNA-templated transcription; regulation of DNA-templated transcription
Cellular component (GO): nucleus
Molecular function (GO): DNA-binding transcription factor activity, RNA polymerase II-specific; transcription cis-regulatory region binding; zinc ion binding
Source: RefSeq, a predicted model, not a curated record
AUGGCGGGUGUCAACCAUGCGCCGCUCUCUAUGCCGGCCGAUGGCAUGCAGGGUCGCAAACGGAAUGUCACCAUUGCGGGAAUGGACAGCUCCCCGGGGAGUAUUGACGAUGCGGAGGAUAACGAUCGAGAUGAUAAGAGGCGACAGCCAGUAAAGCGGGCUUGCAAUGAAUGUCGACAGCAGAAGCUUCGAUGCGAUGUUAGCCAAGACCCUUGGAGCGAUUGUUCUCGGUGCCGUCGAUUGAAACUCGAUUGCAAAAUCGAAUCCAGUUUCAAGCGUGUUGGGAAGCGCAGCCGCAAUGCUGAGAUGGAACGAGAGAUCAUCGAAUUGAGGAAACAAAUCGCCGGCGCUAAUUCUGGCGCAGUCAGGCACCAGCAACAGCCUAUUCAGGCGGGUCAGUUGACGCCGAAGCAGGAAUCCAAUCAGGUCAGCCCGGCCGGUGUCUACCAGACCCAGACUCCGUCAGCCAUAUCUACAGACCAAUAUAUGGGCUCGCAGGAAGCGGUAGCAUCGCUAUUGGAUCUUCGCUCCGGAUACGAUGGCUCCAACUAUAUGAGAAACGGAAACCAGCAGUUCAAACGGAUCGAAGAUGUCAUGGUAGUCCCGGAGAAAGUGACAGAGCUCUUCAAUCUGUUCUUCACAUACUACCAUCCGUUCCUCCCAUUUUUGGACCGGCAGCAGUCGCCCGAUGAGUAUUACAACAACUCGCCUUUGCUUUUUUGGACGAUGAUCAGCGUUGGUGCCAGGCGCUACCAGGGCGAUUCGGGUCUGCUGAACUCUCUGUCGGGGCCAGUCACCCGGCUCGUGUGGAGUACUUUGGCGGAUAUACCGCAAAGUUACCAUGUCGUCAAAGCGCUUUGCCUGCUCUGUUCAUGGCCCUUUCCCACCAGUAGCACCUCGACCGACCCAACCUUCAUGCUCUGCGGAAUGAUGGUUCAGGUGGCCAUGCAACUUGGUCUUCAUCGCCCAUCCCAUAGUCAGGAUUUCAGUAAGUUCCGAGUGGAACUUAUCGAAGAGGAAUUGAAAGACAAAGUGCGAACUUGGGCCGUUUGCAACAUUGUGGCACAACGAGUUUCCACGGGUUAUGGCCAGCCUCCUUCUACACUUUAUGACUGGACAUUGUCAUCGAGCGACUCAUUAGACCCAAACUUCAAGUUGUCUAGUGACAUGAAGUCUCGAUUGGAGAUCGAGAAGUUCUGCGACAGGAUCACUCGAGCUCUCUACACCAAUCGACGAGACCCUGUCGGUUUGACAAGUGAUCAAGAACGCAACACGAUGCUUUCGUUUCUUUCGCGUGAUUAUGACGAGCUCGAGGAGCAGUUCAAACCACAGAACGAUUGCAUUACGGAUCUGUAUCUCCGCGCUGCAAACCUCCAUCUGCAUUUGUCGGCUUUCUUUGAUGACCCUUCUGCAAAGGACUACCGUGAACGACUGCUUUCCUUAUACGUUGCUACAACUUCAUUCCUCGAGGUCGCCAUGAAUCUCGAGACGGAAGUCGGCCCCGUCCUCUCAUAUACCCCUUACUACAUCUACCAGAUGAUGGUUGCAGCAGGCUGUACCCUUCUUAAGAUGAGCAAAAGUUUCUUCGCUGCUCACAUUGACAUGGAAUAUACCAAAACUCUGUUCAACCGCACUAUCUGGGCCAUUCGUGGCGUAUCCGCUUCCAACAACGACCUCCCCGAACGUCUAGCAGAAGUGCUCGCACAGAUGUGGCGUCUCGGAGCCCAACGCUCAGCAACAAGCAAUUCCGAUGUCGACGACUCUUUACGACUAAAAGUCCGCUGCCGCAUGAGCAUGUCUCUCCUCUUCGACUCAGUAUGGCGCUGGCGAGAGGAUGCCCGGACAAAAGGAAGAAACAUUGAAGCCUACCUUAAGAACCCGACCAACCCGGACUCUGCGGCCGAUUCAUCAGCCGCUUCAUCUGUGGGUCCUCCACGCACCUCAUCAUCUACGCCCGGUCUUGCCGGCGGGGACCCCAGUCUCGCCCCAGCGCCAAUCCUCUCCCAAGCUGCUAUCGGUGUCCAACCAAACAACGGCGUCGGAGGACUACCCAGCGGGUUUAUGGAGCCCAACUACGAAGUCUUUGAUCCUUUGAACUGGCUUCUUGACGGUCUCGUCGACCUCCCAUAUUCAUAUUCGACUAUGGGAGGAAUGGAAACGUCAGGCAUUGCAUAG